AUGGUGGCGAGUAUGGGAUAUUCCCUCUCGUGCGUGGACCACCAUCUCAAGACGUCAAAUUGUAUACCACCUACAUUUUUGAAAGCAAAUAACUACGACAAUGCGUCAAUUCAUCCCUAUGGGGGCUUUUUCACGGUUAAAUUCUCGAAGCUGGACAAUAAAAGGAAAGCCAAGGAGAAGGCUGUUUUAGAGCUAUCAACAAGUCAUAUUAGACUUCGUGAAUGGAAUCGCUAUUUCAACCCCUAUAAGGAUGCUUCUUCUUUAACUGAGCUUUGGAUGCGCAUUUAUUAUCUGUCUAUGUGGACUCAGGAGAUUAUAGUAGGGAUUGGUUAUGAGUUGGGACGUCCAUUAUGUAUUGAUCACGUCUCUGCGCAUGGAGUAGUGGGGCACUUUGCUCGUGUUCUGGUCGAAGUGGAUAUGGCGCAGCCUUUUCUGGAAUCGAUGUAUAUUGAUGAUGAUAACAACGCUUUUUACAUUGAACUUGGUUUUGAAACUUUGUCGUUGUAUUGCUCGCAUUGUAAAAUUACAGGCCACUCUACGGAUAAAUGUCGGAAGGUGCUGAAAUCCAAAGUUGAUGAAGGAGAAAACAAAGCUGCAAUUGUUGCCGCCCCCAAACCGAAGAAACCCCGGGGUAUAACGAAGCCCGCUUAG
Molecule: messenger RNA, 651 nt
Organism: Salvia miltiorrhiza (redroot sage)
Lineage: Eukaryota; Viridiplantae; Streptophyta; Magnoliopsida; Lamiales; Lamiaceae
Exons: 2
Coding region: 1-651 (216 amino acids)
Source: RefSeq, a predicted model, not a curated record